CAUUUAGAUUUCUCGUGUGUUUGUGAAAUACCUUUCCAUGUACCCAUUCUUUAAUUGGGUUCCUUUUCUUCUUGAUUUGUAGUAGUUCCUCGCGUAUCCUAGUAGUUUUACUUGUGGCAAAGAUCUCCUGCCCCGGGCGGCCUCUGCCCUCCGGCGCUGGAAGUUCGGCGGCGAGGCAGCCUCUCCCGGGGCGCUAGGGCUCCUCCAGCUCUGCCCCGAUGUCGUUAUUACGGCCGUUUGCAGCCUCCGUGCCAGGGCCAGGGGUGCGGUUCGGGACGCGGGAUCCUAGGUCGGGUCCUGCUCCGCCCAAGUGGAGGCCGGCGUCUGUGUUGUCUGCGGUCUCCAGGGCAGCGCCGGGGGGCGGGGGCCCGGGCGGCGGCGGCGGCGGCGGCGGCGCAGGAGGAUGCGGGGCCGCCCGCGUCUUGGCCGCGGACGAGCGCCGGGCAGGUAACGCCUUUGUGAACCACAACUUUAAAUAUCAGCCAGCUGCUCCUAUCAACAAGAGUAUCCCCCUGUUAAUUUUUUGCAUUUUUCAAGAUGAGUAAAAGUAAACUAAUUCCCAAGCUCUCUAUUCAGUCUCCUGUCCGUCAUACCAACUUAAAUGUCCAGCCCACACACCCACCUUUGAAGAAAGAAGACUUACAUCGGAUUUCAAAAGACUCCUUGGAAUCUGAUUCAGAAAGCCUCACUCAAGAGAUGAUGUCCCAUUCUGAGUUUGAUGAUCGAAUCCGGGAUGAUAUGGAGCGCGACAGCUUAGACGAGGAAAGCCCUCGACGGGGAAGCCUGCACGAGACAGGAGAGGAAGCAAGUGGAAAAGCAGCUCGGAUGGCUCGCGAGCAAAACCACCAUACCUGGGACCAGGGCGCCAAUAACAGGCAACAACCAAUAGAAGACAAAUAUUCAGACCUCCGCUAUGACCCAAACUGGAAGAGUAAGAAGGAGGAAGGUCAGCUGCUGUCUGUGGAAGCGUUGCCGGAGUCCCCGGACAGCUCUUUAGAAAAUCUGCCUUUGGCUCCCCUCUACCCUUCCCAGGAGACGUCAGUGGAACUCGCGGGGGGAAAAGGUGAGCAGAAAGAGAGUCCACAGAGUGCAGCUUCUUUACUUGGUAGUGAAUUUUUAAGCCCAAACUAUGAGCAUGGUGGCCGUCGCAGCAAGCCGUUUUCAGAGCUGAGCGACAGUGACCUGGAGGAGAAGUCGAGCAGCCUUUCUCAGUACGGGAAGAGCUCAAGUUCACAUAACGAGGUUUUCCUGCCGGGAUCACGUGGCCCUCGGCGAAGGAAGUCCAAACAACAUUUUGUGGAAAAAAACAAGCUCACUUUGGGAUUACCCACCCCUAAAAUGGACUCUUAUCUUCAACUUCACAAUAAAAAAAGAGGAGAAUCUUAUCCAGAACAGAUCUCCUACCCCGUCAGAGUAACAGACAAGACGUCUAUUCAGAAUGCCAAGGAAAUUGAAAAUGCUGCCAUCGAUCCUGAAGACAAAUGGCAUCAAAGAGCACAACAGCUAAAGAAUUACCAGGAACACUGGUCUCAAUAUGAGAGUACAAAAUCAAGCAGUGUACCAAGAGGGCAGCCUUCUGAAACAGUGAAUGACCAUCAGCCUUCCAGAAGACCAGCCAAGCCCAAGAUUCGAAAACAGCAUAAACACCAAAAUGGCCUGAAGUCUUUCGCAGCGGAAGAGGUGACUGCCAGUCUGGAGAACCAGAAUAACCCUCCCAGGCAGCAACAGAACCAAAAUAAGUCUCUUGAUACUUCACCAAAGCCUGAAUCGAUUGUGAUUAUGCACGCCUCUAACAAUGAUGCACAAGCUUCAAGGGCACUUAGGGGCCAGAAUCUCAAAGAAACCUCCAAUACAUUUGCUCCACCAAAACAGGCUUUUGACAAGGUCUUAUAUAAAAACUCUACUGGAUAUGACUCUGGACUGAAUGUUAAUAAAGAAAGAGGACACAAAGACCAAGAAGAGAAAGGAUUUUCCUACCAGCAGCUACACACCCUUUCUGACAUGGAUUUGAACAACCUUAAUGAACUCUCUAAGAGACACGUGCUCCUGAGCCAGAAAGGCUCUCAGUUGGUUUAUCACAGAAAUGUUCAUGGAUCAACUGAAAAUAAGAAACAACCCAAACAGCCUUACACAGAGACAAAAUACAGGAACCUAGAAAUGUUAUGGAAAUUCCAUUCUUCUUCUGACAGCCAGCCCGUUAGAGCUUCUCCAGAUUCAUGGCUCACCCAGAUAAUGGAGCAGCAUCAGCAAGCCUUGGUGCAGCUGACCGACGUGCAGCCCAGUGAAGGGGCCUUAUCCAGCGUCACGCUUCCACCUAUACUGUCAAGGGUAGAAAGUGAAUCCCAACUCAGUUCAGAGAGAAGCCAAAGAAACCAAGUGAAUAUUAGCCGUAGCAAUUCUGAAGGCUAUCUGUUUCAACUGGAAAAGGGAAAAAAGCAUAAGAAAAGAAGCAGCAGUAAGAACACCAAGCUGAAAGGUUAUCAGAAAAGAGACGUGAAGCUUGGAGGCCUCGGACCUGACUUUGAGUCCAUCAGAGACAAAACGCAAAAAUUAAUACACCAAAAGGAAUAUGCAAAACAAGUCAAGGAGUACAACAUGAAGACACUAUCUGUUCUAUCAAAACCACAAACAGAAAAAGCUCAAAAUAAAUCUGCUAUCCCUCGGCAGAAGGCUUUGGAAUACGCUAAGACCAUCCCCAAACCCAAACCAUCAAAUCUGACUCAUCAAGCAUCAAAGGAACAAAAAAACCCAACCUAUGCUGGGAAAGAAGAAAGUUUACCUGAAAUCUCACUGCUGGAAAUACUACAGAACAGACACGAAAGGGAAAAACAGGCUGUGGCUGCUUUCAAAAUCCUUCACAUCGUAUAGACAACAUUUGAUAGGAAGGAGACCAAAAUUGGUCCAGGAAUGGACGUGGAGAAAAGAAAUGCCACCCACCUUCUCUGCGUUGAGAGUAAUGGCUUAUUAUUAUCAUCUAUCUGCAGUCCAUGCUUGCUUUCUGCAGGAUUUAAAAUAUGAGGCCCAAUUGGAUUAUGGUGCCAUAUUUUACUUUCUAGGAAGAAAAUUUUUUUAAUUAUUUAUUUUCAAAUCAGUUAGAAUUGGAGCUGAAUAAUAACUAGAGAAUAAAGCUUUUGGUUUUAUAUUGA
This is a messenger RNA of Macaca mulatta (Rhesus monkey), 3146 nucleotides long. NCBI's taxonomy places the organism in Eukaryota, Metazoa, Chordata, Mammalia, Primates, Cercopithecidae. The record is from RefSeq and is a predicted model, not a curated record.